Molecule: messenger RNA, 1314 nt
Organism: Maylandia zebra (zebra mbuna)
Lineage: Eukaryota; Metazoa; Chordata; Actinopteri; Cichliformes; Cichlidae
Source: RefSeq, a predicted model, not a curated record
GCUACUUUGUUCCAGACCAGCAGAUAUUUCAGACCCUCGAAGAGAGAAGAAGGAAGGUGAAAGAAGGAGCAAUGCUGAGGCAAAGUCAAGUCAAGGCCACACGAGAAUCCCUUGGAGUUUCCAGUAAUAAGCUACAGGAACUGAGAAUAAUACUGCUUGGUCAGAAGACUGUUGGAAAGAGUGCAACAGGAAAUACUCUCCUGCAUAAAGAAGUCUUUGCAUCUAGUCAGAAUGAACAAUGUCAAAUGCAAGAUGGGGAGGUUUCGGGCCGACGAGUCACAGUGAUUGACACCCCGGGCUGGUGGCAGGACUCCUCAUGCUGCACAGAUGAGAUAGACAAAGAAAUUGCCCGAGGUUUUUCACUGAGCCCAGCAGGAGUUCAUGUUAUUCUGCUGGUCAUUCCUUUGGACCUGACAUUCAGAGAUUCUCAACGAGUCACUCUGGAGGAUCACAUGAACCUUUUUCAUGCCACUGUAUGGAAACACGCAAUGGUUCUGUUCACAUAUGGAGACAAACUAGCAGAUAAAUCUUUGGAGGAGCACAUUGAAAGGGAGCAUAGUGCCCUGCGCUGGUUGAUUGAGAAGUGUGAGAACAGGUACCAUGCCAUUAACAAUAUGAAAAAAAUGGAUAUGAAUCAGGUGACAGAGCUGUUUGAGAAGAUAGAGGAAAUAGUAGCAGGAAACAGUGGCAAGCUCUUCUGUCCAAACAUGAAUGAAAUGCACCUGAGAUUCGAAGAGAUGUUCAAGAGGAAGCAGCUGAAACAUGUGCUGAAGCAAAGACUAGUGCGGGAGUACGGGAGGAGAGAGCUGGAGCUAAUGAAAGAGUUCAAGGAAACACUCCAUGAGCUGCAAAAUGACAUUAGGGGAAGUGCGAUGGGCACAAAUCCAAGUCACUGGUUGGUGACAGGGUGAAACUGACCAGGUCUACUGGUCAGGGGAAGAGAGAUGGCAAGGAGGAAAAACUAGAUACAAAAUCAGCCAAAAAAUUAAAAAGCUGGAUGAAGAUAUAGAGAAAUUAUCACAUUUUCUUGGAAACAGCAAGGAAUUUUUGAUCCCUGAUUUUAAAGGAAGCAGUCCAGCACCUUCUAUUCCUGAGUCUUUCUUAGAGCGCAAACAAUCAACCGGCAACUUUGAGAAAGUUCUGAGUUGGUUAUCGAAUCUUCAUAUCGGCACAAAUGUGGAGAACCAGCUGACUCUCAACUUCUCUCAAACAUCAGGCUACAGAUCUAUGGUGCCAUCCGACACCUUUGACUUUGACGGAGAAGUUGAAGUUCCCGAGUGAACAAAUUAAAAGAUUACUGCAUUCUGUAGUGAA